AUGCCGCACAGGUUGCCCUCCUGCGCUAGGGCGCAUAGCUCGUGCGCAACACCUCGGCCGAGCGCGCCGCGGAAGAGCACAGGCGUCCCGGGGCCCGCGCAAACUUCACCUGCUUCGCGGGCUCAGCGUCCAACAGCUUCAGCACCGGCCGCCGCCCUCGCAUUCGAGCCUUCCGCUCCAUCGCACAAUGAAGACGCUGUGCCUCAGGGCUUCCGUGAUGGCAUCGGGUCGCUUCGGUUGACGGCGGAGGCGGAGAAUGCAGCAGCUGCUGCUGCCAUGGUAACCACCAGAUUCGUCGUCCCCCACUUCGUCACCAAGCCCGGUCAGCAGCUCUUCCUCAGCGGCUCCAGUCGGGAGCUGGGCGAGUGGGACCCGCAGCUGGCGCUGCCCCUGGAGUGGAGGGAGGGACACCAGCAUGAGGCCCUGGUACGACUGCCUACCAGCAGGGUCGUACAGAUCAAGCUGCUUCUCAAGGAGAACGGCCGGCCUGUUCUCAGCGAGGAAGGUGACCCACGGGACGUUAUGCUCAUGCCCCGAGUACUGGUUAACCAGGAUCAGGAGGGAAAACAGCCGCAGCUGCAGCAGCAGGCUGGUGAUGUGGGAGCGGUGGAUGUCCAGGAGGCGUUGGCGGGUGCGGCCGCGGAGGUCCCGGCCGCGGCCGCCGCUGCCAGCCCCCUCGUAAGCUCUGUGGGAGUAGUGGACUAUCAGGUGAUGUGCCAUUUUGGAGUUACGGAGGCGACGCAGAUUCUGCGCCUGCCGGUGGUGUUGCCGCCCAAGGAAUCCGGUGAUCGCCGCGUGUUGUGCAAGUUCGUGGUGAUGCUAGAUAACCUCAAACUGGAGCCCCGUCAGCACCCCGUGGUGGUUGGCAGUUGUGACGAGCUGGGGUCCUGGAAGGUUGAGGGGGGAGUCAAGCUGAUGCGCCAGGUUGGCGGCUACUGGACGGGUCGUGUGGAGUUGCCGCUGUUGGAGGGGCCCAUCCAGGCCAAGGUCGUCAUUUGCAAUGCCGACGGCUCCGCCGCUGUCUGGGAGCCUGGAACCGGCAACCGGGUGCUGGUGGCGCCGAAACCUUCACAACUGCCACAACCACCAUCGUCUUCGCCCUCAGCCCCGACUUCCUCAGCCGCCUCUUCCAUGAUGCACAUCUUUGUUUGCCGUUGGAGCCAGCCGGAUCAUACGGCGGUAGUGUCCGUAUCGGUGGAGUACGAGCGGGCGGACAAGGAGUUCCUGAAGCAGAUUGAUGCGGCGCAGCGGGAGAUUGGGCUUAUGCGCCGGGCCGUCACCGCCAAGUCCCGGCAGUGUCAAUCCCUGGAGUCAGAACUGGCAGCCAGCCGCCGCGCUGAGAGGGCUCUGCGGGAAGAGGUCACCACCCUGCGGAACGACGUGGCCUUCAUGAUGAAUGAAGUGGAGGUGGCGCUUCAGAGCGAGUUGGAUGCCCGGCAGGAGGCCGCCGAGGUACGGCAGGAGACCACCAGGCUGCAGCAGGAGCUGCAGCAGCAGAGAGACAACUACGAGCGCCAGAUCUUGUUCCUGGAAUCCAAGCUUGAUGAGAUGGAGGAGGACGUCAUGGCCCUGCAGCAACAACUUGCAGAAGCUACAGUUGCCUCCAACAAUACUUCCUCCCACGACCAGAGGUUCUCAUCCUGGUCCUCCCACUCGUCGUACGGCAGGGAGGAGGCACCACAGGUGUUCAGUCGCUCGAAGUGGCGCUAA
Messenger RNA from Volvox carteri f. nagariensis, 1710 nucleotides. RefSeq lists its product as uncharacterized. Bases 1 to 1710 code for a protein of 569 amino acids. The transcript is spliced from 11 exons. Gene Ontology annotation, cellular component: membrane. Lineage: Eukaryota; Viridiplantae; Chlorophyta; Chlorophyceae; Chlamydomonadales; Volvocaceae. The record is from RefSeq and is a predicted model, not a curated record. Gene Ontology annotation, molecular function: starch binding.